GUAUCGCAUCAAACAAUUGCAAGACCAUAUCAAUGAACAUGUAUCCAAAAAAUUGCGUGGCGUGGUUGAAAAAUGUAAAUAUUUUGCGCUAUGCCUGGAUGAAAGCACUGAUCUGUCUGACAUUAGCCAUUCAAGACGACUUCAGUGUAGCAGAGGAGAUGCUUGACCUUAUUCCUCUCCACGGUACAACCAAGGGUACAGAUAUUUUUGAAGCUGUAAAUAAGUUGAUGUCAGACUACGGGGGAUUUGAUAAAUGUUCCUGUAUUGUCACUGAUGUCGCCAGAGCUAUGACAGGGACUGAAAUUGGAUUUGCAGGACUAUUGAAACAAAACAGCAUCAACUGUCCUAUGAUAUUGUAUUGUUCACCAAGAGAGCUUAUGUGGAAAAUCUUUCCGUAAAUAAAUGUCACGAAUGUGGCUGUUAAAAUAACUAAUAUUGUUAGAGGGGCAAUCGUGCUUUGAUUCACAGAAAGUUUCGUGAUUUUUUGGCCGAAGUGGAUGCUACAUACGGGGACUUGUUACUUCACACCGAUGUUCGUUGAUUAAGCGCCGCAAAGUGUUUGCAACGAUGUUUCGC
Molecule: messenger RNA, 576 nt
Organism: Acanthoscelides obtectus
Lineage: Eukaryota; Metazoa; Arthropoda; Insecta; Coleoptera; Chrysomelidae
Source: the annotation of a GenBank genome assembly